AUUGUUAUUUAAGGACAGUCUUCAACACAAUGACACAACAAGGAUGCUGGUAUCUAACUCCUGGCAGAGAGGAAAUGAACUCAAGAUGCAGAAUGAGAUUUUUGAAUGUGGCUAAUGUGAGAGUUUGUUUUGCCUGACUACUUAUAUUGGUUAAUAAGGGAUCCCCCCUCCAAAAAAAAAAAAAAAAAACUGGGGGAGAGAGGAGAUUAGAGAGAAAAUAGAUUUUUGUUCAUUGGAAAAAUAAAAUCUAAUUCAAUAAUUACAAAUGCAUGCUAAUUAAUACCAAGGCAGGCCCUCUCACCACCAUACCACACCCCUCUUAACCCAUUUUAGAUGCAUGAAAACAAUGGCUCAGAUAUGACAAGCAACUUGCCCAAAGACUCAUCUGCCUCUCAAAACAACCAGAUCUGGAGUUUGCAUUCCCCUCAGUACACAGCAUGGUGUCUUGCACAUUGGGAAAAUUUUACAUGUAUCUCACAGAUCUCAGAGAAUAAUCUGGACAUAGACUAGCUUGUAAAUGUUCUCAAUAACCCUAAAUUUCAGUCUUAAAUCAUGCAGUUUUCCCAGAAAAGAUCAGAUAUUUUUUGUAUUCUCUCUACAAUUAAUUUCUAUCUGGCUGAUAGAAUUGCCCAGUGGGAACUGCCAACAUCUUCUCUUCCAUUUCCUAAUACUUCCCCAGAUUUUUUUAGAAGUAUGUUUGGGAGAGCAGGUGGGAAUAAGAGAGGCAACAAAAAUAUCAAAACAGCAUCCUCUUGCCCCCUCCACAAGACUGUUUUAUCAUCCCCAGUAGAUAAUUUACUGUGUAUUUGAAUUAACCUGAAUUAGGCUUUAUGGUAACACUAGAGAACACUUAUGUAGGCAAAAAAAGUGCUGUAUUUAGAAUCGCAGGUCCUGAGUUUGAAUCUUGUCUCUUGUCUUUACUGCUUUGUGACCCUGAGCAAAAUCAAUUAACUCUCUGGGCCUCGGUUUCCUAUUGUGUUAGAAAUAAGGAGGUUAAGCUAGACUCUUUUUGGGUCGGUGCUACUCUAAAUCUAAGCGAUAAUCACACUAGCUCGGUGUUAUUAAAGCUUCAGAGUUUACAAGCAGGUGUAGAUCGUUUCAAACCAGGAAACGGAGCUGAAAUGAAUUGUUCACAGGUCUAGGAGACGCCACAGCAGGGAUUUGAAGUCGAAUCCUAUUCGUCGACGCUUCCCCCACGAGGGAAACUCCGUUAUCUAAGAUUUAUAAGUCCUCGAAGAAUUUUCCUUACAGAAUAUCACGAGCUAACUGCAACUUGAACAGAAUGCACGCGGGGGAGUUCUCCCGGGGAAGCCUUCCUACCCCGGGCGAUGCUCACGAUCCGGGGCUAAAUAAAAAAGAAAACAUAAAUCAAAAGGGCAAAACCUCUGCCCCCUGACUCGGAGCCCCCUACCCACCUGUUCAGUGGCGGGAGGGGCCUGCUCGGAAGAGGGUCCCAGGGGGCCUAUCCGAGCUGCCAGGGCGCAGAAGUUACUGGGAAGGGGGUCAAGGGGCGCCUCACUGGAGGGCGGCUGGCCGCCUGAGACCGCCAGGACGCUAGGACCGGACAGCCGGGGCUGGUGGCUCUGAGAGCCGCUGGGACCGGGAGAGGAGGGCGGCGGGAGGGGAGUGGGCGGGCAGCCCCUCCCUGGGAUGACGUUCCUCAGUCCUGGGGCUCCGCAGCCCGUCUAUCCGCUCUCUCCUACUUGUCCCUCCCCGCCGGGGCCCAAAGGACGCCGGCGCCUCCCGGAGUUUCCUGUCGCUCGGGUUCUCUCCAGCCCGCGGCCGGCCGGGCUGCAGGCGGGGGAAUUGGGGGGCAGGCUCCCUCCUCACUUAGAGCGAUGCCCGGCAGCAAAAGGGAGCCGGGUCGGAGUCCCGGGUAGCAGGAGAAGCGGGGAAGAGGAGAAGGAAAGAAGGGUCUGGAGAAGAGGAUCCGGGCGACUGGAGGAGCGAUGGACCUGGGGCCAGCGGACGCCUGGGACCCUUAUCGCCGCCCGGCGCGCCGGACGCAGUGGCUUGUGAGCGCCUUGGCCCAUCACUACCGUCUAGAUCGAGGCGUGGAAAACGAGAUCGUAGUGCUGGCCACCGGGCUGGACCAGUACCUACAGGAGGUCUUCCACCACCUAGACUGCAAGGGAGACGGUCGUCUACCCGGGGAGGACUUUCGCGUGCUGUGCAAGGUGCUGGGACUACGGCCUGGGGCCAGCCUAGACACCGAGAGGGGAUGCGGCGAGGAAGAGGAGGACGAGGAAGAACGCGCGGCGCUCUGGGACGACUUGGCUCCGGAGCUCACCUUCCGCCAAUUCCACGCCCGCCUCUGUGGCUACUUCAGCACCCGAGCUGGGGCACGGGAGGGUCCCGAGGGGAGCCGGCUGCCCGUGGGACCCGAGAGUGAGCAUAUCGAGACCCAGAUCCGGCUGCGCAGCCCCCUGCGCCGGCGCCGGGAGCGUCCCGGGGCGGCUGCUGGCCCGGCUGCGUCCGGACGCGCAAGGAGCUCCCCUCCAGCCGCUGCAGUCGCAGCCGCGGGCUCUGCGGGCUGUUCGCGGGAGUGCUACGAGGAGGUGGUGGCCCUGGAGCAGGCGGAGGACCGGGUUGCCAAGCUGGAGGAGGAGAACGCCAGCCUUCGGGAGUUGGUGGAGGACAUGAGAGCCGCCCUCCAGAGCAGCGACGCCCGCUGCCUGGCACUGCAGGUGGGACUCUGGAAGAGCCAUGCCAGUCACAAGCAGGACAGCGGCUGCUUUCCUGGGCCCAGGAUGCUGUCCACCCAUGGGACGCCCCCACCCACCAAAGGCCUCCAGAGUGUGCUAAAGGAAGUGGAGCUGAUUCGGGGCUCCAGGGACGGUCAGAUCGAAGAGGCGAUCCAGGCGAACCAGGAACUGGCCAAGGAGCUGAGGCAGUGCCAGGAGGCCCUGGCGGCCUCGGAGGACUGCAACCGCCACCUCAAGAAGGAGCAGGCGGACAUGAGGAAGAAGGUGGAGGAAGCCAGGCAGGCGGUGCUGAGUGGCCUGGGGAAGGUGAGGGAGCUGGAAGCCCAAGCCACCCAAGUCCUGCAUCUACAGAUGUGCGUCCAGCAGCUGGAGCUGGAGCUGCAGUGUUACAGGUCAGAGAUUAGGAAACUACCAACCCCACUAAAUGAUCAGAAAAUGUCACAAGAAGAUGGUGAAUCAGAAAGUAGAAGAGCCUUUUUUCCUGGGCAGCCAGAUGGAAUCUCUCCCUCUGAAGGAGCAGGAGCUACAGAAGAUGGUAUAGGCUGCAGAAAUGUUGACGAAGGAGAUGAGCAGUUAUUCCGCUCUGUGGAGGGCCAGGCAGCCUCUGAUGAAGAGGAGGAAACGUGGCCGGGGGAGCAGCAGACCCAGGCGGCCGAAGUGAGGAAGCUGCUGGCUCGCAUUUCGAGUUGUGGGAACGGAUGCGAUGAUAAAACAGCCAAGAAGCUCAUGUCUUACUUUGGCCACUUUGGCAGUGAUGAACAUACCAGUGCCCUAGGGGAGCUGGGAGAGCAGAUUGUCACCCUGACGGAGCAGCUGGGGAACAUGGGGCAAGAUGUGAAAGAGCCUGACAUGGGUGACCAGGAGGUGAAGGAGCCACUUUUCAGUGAAAUUCAGCAGAAAGCUGAGGAGAGUGAGCUUCUGAAGAUGGAGUUACAGAUGCUCGAGACAGAAAGAGUUCGGCUUUCUCUGGUGGAAGAAAAGCUGAUGGAUGUCCUCCAGCUUCUCCAGAGACUUCGGGAUUUGAACAUAUCCAAAAGAGUCUUGGGGAAAAUGUUGCUGAACACCUUGGAAUCUUGUCAGGACCCCCAACAUGAGAAGGCCCACACCUUCGAAGUCCUGGAUGCCUUGUACCGGACACUGGCUAGCUGUGAGCUCUUACAGAAACAACCUUUGGAGCAGGCCCAGGCGCCCCAAGCUCUUACCAACCAGCUCAUCAUCUCCUGUUGAGCAUCAGUGGUCUUACGGCUCCGCAGAGAAGUGCUGGAAACGGGGCUCUGGAUCUGGAUCUGGACCAUCAGACGAUUAAAAUACAAGUGGACCUCCCUAGUGGACCCACCAAGUAUAGCAGGGGAUCGUUUCCCUUGGGAUCUCUCCCUAGUGGGUCUCCCAUUGUGGAUAAGACAUUGGCUCCCUCCUCCCAGGGAGGUUUAACUAUGGAGGACAAGUUUGGGCUCAGAAAUGGCCUGAGAGGCUGAUGGUGUCCACAAGCCUCUGCGUCAACACCUGCAUCCGUGAUGGAGGCUGCCCUGCCUUGAAGAUUGCAUCUCCGCCUUUGAUGGAAUGGUGCAUUGGAUCUUCACACUGAUCACUCCUGAUGGGCCACAUCUAGCCUCCUAAUCUGUGCUGAUAAAUUUCAGGUUAAGCCUGUCAGAUUUUAUCUCAGAUUAAAGCAGUUAGCACUUCCCUCCUGCUACCCCACAAGCCCCUGGAGUGUGUGGUCUUUCUCCCACCAUAAAAUUCCCUCCCUUCCCAGUCUGGGAGCCAAGCCAGUGAAACCCAGUAAUCCUCCAGAUGUUACUGCAACCCAGAUGUGUGCCCAUCACUGCCCUAGGCACUGUGUAGAGAGGGGAGAAAAAAUUAAGAAUAAAAAGAAUAAAAACUUCUUGCCCACAAGAAGUUCACUUAGA
Molecule: messenger RNA, 4612 nt
Organism: Antechinus flavipes (yellow-footed antechinus)
Lineage: Eukaryota; Metazoa; Chordata; Mammalia; Dasyuromorphia; Dasyuridae
Gene: EFCC1
Product: EF-hand and coiled-coil domain containing 1
Exons: 8
Coding region: 1950-3932 (660 amino acids)
Molecular function (GO): calcium ion binding
Source: RefSeq, a predicted model, not a curated record